UUUUCUCCUCCUUUCUCCUGCGGCGUUUCGUGCCCUCACCGUCUGGAGGGAAGCUUGGGCGGCGCCUGGUGAGGCUUUGUUCGCCACGAUCCGAUUCCGAGGAUCAUGAAAUUUGGAUCGAGCAUUUUUUAGGCUUUUUAGCCUUCGUUCUGUGCCGUGGUAGUCGGAUCGGCUCUCCCGUGGCCCCGGUUGUCGCCGUUUAGCGUCGGAUUAACUCAAGCAUGGCACCUCUGUUUCCUAUCUGUCCAUCCUUGUGAAGACGGUAAAGAUCCCCUAACUCCUAAUAUCUGACCAAAUACUCUGUUCGGCUUCUAAAUUAGAUUCUUACAUAUAAAUUCCACUUUUUAUCAUCGUAUACAUUGUUCUGCAAACAUGGUCGAUUUUGCGUCUUUAGAGAAGGUUUUGAAUCUGAUAAAGCAUGAACUUAGGGUUAAUUCGUCUUCAUCUGUUCUUAAUGUGAAUAUACACGAGGCAACAGGAACUUGGGGUAGCUCUGAGAUGCAAGGUAUGGCAAUUUAUUUCCCCCUCUGCAUUGAAGACUAUUAUUUCAAUUGGUUGGGGUACAAGGAUAAUCAUUUUCCAGUUGCUUACAUAGGAUUUUGAUGUAAUUGACAUUCGACUAUGAGUUGUGAAUUUCAAUGGAGGGAAUGCACUCAUAGGCCCCAGCUUAAUUUGGUUAGAUAAAGCUGUCAAAUGACUUGUUUUUGGAGGGUCAGGCACCCAUGUAGGGCUCAUAUAUGUGUAAUUCACUAAUCCUUGUACUUUUAUUUAUACCUCCAAGAUUACAUAUCUCUCUCUAUUUGGAAAACAAUGUUUUGGAACUGCAGUUAUUGAAACAUAUCAUGCACCAUAUAUAAGAAAAUAUAGGACCUAAAUAUGACAGAUUAGUUGUGAGUUGUGACAAGAUACCUGAGGCAUGUUUUUGUGUUUCUUGUAGGAGUAGAUAUUUUUGCAUCAUUUGAUCUUUGUGAAGUCCUAUAUUUAUGGGAACCCAUCCCUCCCCCCACAUAAAUAAUUCAAUACUAAAAGUCUAAAAGUAAUAUAAUUUUGCUCCUUUGAGACUUUGUUUGAAAUCUUGCCAUCUUCUAUGGUAUGUAAUUAAAAAUAGGAGUUUUACUUUGCUUAUAUGCAUUCAUUUUGUAGCUUCUUGAUAUUCUUUGCAUCAUUUGAUCUUUUCCACCCUUCCAUUUUAAAAAACGGAGUAUGAAUCUUCUAUGCAAUAUUUGCAGGGGUCUGUGGAUGUAUUACAUAAGAUCUGAAGAAGCCUGUGGAGCCAAUGAUUUCUGCCCCACGUAUCCUUUAGACAUACCAUGUUGUUUCAUUUCUGUUUAAAUCCAUCCACAUUUUGUUUCAUUGACAACUAUCCUCAGUAAAGUACAUGAUUUAGCACUCUAUCUCCUUUAUUUAUGAUUGUAUUAAAUUGUUUAAUUGUUGAUAGUUGUGAGCCAUUUUCUAAAAUUCCAUGGGUUGAUUAUGAUGGGCCAUUUUCUGAGAUUGUCUGCUAGGCCAUUGCCUUGUUGAAGGAGAUGAUUUUUUCAUUUCUUAGUUAAUGUGUGAAGCUCUGGGGAAAUUGUGAAAUUUU
Rubroshorea leprosula is the source of this 1582-nucleotide messenger RNA. NCBI's taxonomy places the organism in Eukaryota, Viridiplantae, Streptophyta, Magnoliopsida, Malvales, Dipterocarpaceae. The record is from the annotation of a GenBank genome assembly.